Williopsis jadinii is the source of this 1976-nucleotide messenger RNA. Its product is annotated as sugar porter family MFS transporter. The record is from RefSeq and is a predicted model, not a curated record. Gene Ontology annotation, molecular function: carbohydrate:proton symporter activity. NCBI's taxonomy places the organism in Eukaryota, Fungi, Ascomycota, Saccharomycetes, Phaffomycetales, Wickerhamomycetaceae. Gene Ontology annotation, biological process: transmembrane transport; carbohydrate transport. The transcript has a single exon. The coding region runs from base 1 to 1701 and encodes 566 amino acids. Gene Ontology annotation, cellular component: plasma membrane.
AUGUCUGCUGUUGAACAACAAGAAAAUCAACUGCAGUCUCAAGAAAUUGACUCUGGUGUCAUGACACCAGCAUCUUAUGAUGAAACCCAGUCCAAGGCCGAUGAUUCUUCUGUCGACAACCAUGUACCAGUCGAUAUCCCUGCAAAGCCAGCCUCUGCAUACAUUACUGUGUGUCUUUUAUGUCUUAUGGUUGCCUUUGGUGGUUUCGUCUUUGGUUGGGAUACCGGUACGAUUUCCGGUUUCGUUAACAUGCCAGAUUUCAUCAAGAGAUUUGGUCAGGUUAAGAGUAAUGGUGAUCAUUACUUGUCCAAUGUUAGAACUGGUUUGAUUGUUUCCAUCUUUAACAUUGGUUGUGCUUUCGGUUCCGUCUUCCUUUCUAAAGCUGCUGAUAUGUACGGUCGUCGUAUCGGUUUGAUGAUUAUGAUGGUUAUCUACAUUGUUGGUAUUUUGAUUCAAAUCACCGCUGUGAGCAAAUGGUACCAGUACUUCAUCGGAAGAAUUAUUUCUGGUCUUGCUGUUGGUGGUAUCGGUGUUAUUUCUCCAUUGUUCAUCUCCGAAUCUGCACCAAAGCACAUUCGUCCGGCACUUGUUUCCUCUUACCAAUUGAUGAUUACAUUUGGUAUCUUCUUGGGUUACUGUACUAACUACGGUACCAAGACCUACGACAACACCGCACAAUGGAGAAUCGCUCUUGGUUUGUGUUUCUUCUGGGCUCUUUUGAUGAUUACAGGUAUGGUGUUCAUGCCAGAAUCUCCAAGAUACUUGAUUAAGAAGGGUCGUCUGGAUGAUGCCAGAAAGUCCCUUGCUUACUCCAACAGAGUCCCAGCUGAUGACCCAGCCAUUUUCGCCGAAGUUGAGGAGAUCAACGCUGCUCUUUUGAAGGAGGAUGCUGCUGGUAAGGCCUCAUGGAUGGAACUUAUCAAGGGUAAGCCAAAGAUUGGUUACCGUGUCCUUUGUGGUAUUCUGUUGAUGUCUUUGCAACAACUUACUGGUAACAACUACUUCUUCUACUAUGGUACUACCAUUUUCCAAGCUGUUGGUUUGAAUGACUCUUUCCAAACAUCUAUUGUCUUGGGUAUCGUGAACUUUGCAUCUACCAUCAUUGCUAUUUACUCCGUCAACAAGCUUGGUGGUCGUAAGUCUCUUUUGAUCGGAUGUGUUGGUAUGAUUGUCUGUUUCGUUAUUUUCGCAUCUCUUGGUGUCACCAAAUUGUAUCCACAUGGUAGAGAUGAAGCAUCUGACAAGGGUACCGGUAAUGCUAUGAUUUUCUUCGCAUGUAUCUACAUCUUCUUCUUCGCCACCACAUGGGGUCCAUGUUGUUUCGUUGUCGUUUCUGAGAUCUACCCAAUCAGAAUUAAGUCCAAAGCCAUGGGUAUUGCCACUGCAUCCAACUGGCUUUGGGGUUUCCUUAUCGCUUUCUUCACUCCAUUUAUCACAUCUGCCAUUAACUUCUACUACGGUUAUGUCUUUUUGGGAUGUUUGGUCUUCGCCUUCUUCUUUGUCUACUUCACCAUUCCAACCACUACUGGUUUGACCUUGGAAGAGGUUGAUGAGAUGUACGCCACCGGUGUUAAGGCAUGGAAGUCUGCUUCCUUUGUCCCAUCCAGAGACUUCACCCAGGAAAAGGCUUUCCUCAAGGCUAAGUCCGAGGAGGUGGAAAACGUUAAUGCUGAAAACACACCUCUACCAAACUACAGCUAAUAAGGUUCGCAAUGAGGACGUUUUAACGACUGUUACGAAAAUUGCUUCUAUACCAUAAUCAUGUUUUUUUAUAGAGUCAUGGCCAUAGUGGCAAGGUCUUCUGAGGCCCAAUGAUAAUAGACUACAAAUAUAAUAUUUUGUUCAAAAAAAAAACAACUGUAGAUUUGUUAAUCUCAAGCUCCAAUACACACAGAACAUUGAAGUAUGAAUGGCUGUGAUUUGUUGAUGUUGGGAGUGCUUUCUCAGUAUGUGCGCCCAGCGUAAGAGCCGUCGGU